AAAACUGUGAUUUGUGAUCGAGGGGACCGCGAUCGGCAAUCGAUAGGACACACACCGCGGACAAUGCGAAAGCCCAAAGUGCGCGUCGUAACUGGCUAACCGACCCCGCGAAGAGCAAAGAUACAAAGUUUCGGUGUACGGUGUAGAGAGAGAGAGAGAGAGAGAGAGAGAGAGAGGAUGGAGCCGAGCGAUCCGACGGCAACGGAGGACCUGUCGGAGAGCGGCGAGAGCUCGAGCAGCUGUCACUCCGAGGCUGGACUGGCGAGCAGCUUCCAGCCCUACCGGAGAAGGGUCGAGGGGCCCGCGAGAGCCGAGGACGAGCCGACAGUCGCGCGCCCGAGGUUCGCCGACGGGCAGGACAUGCCCAUUGCCCUCGACAAACCCAAGGACUACGCCAUCAACCGCAACGACGUGUACAGCGAGUCCUCGAGCGCCGAGGAGCCGGCGAGCGUGUACCGGGCGAGCAAGGACCACCGGCCGAGCGAUGCUGGGCAGAAGGAGGCGAUGUACAGCUUUUGCCGGGAGAUCCGAGAGAUGCGGCAAAAGAGCCUGCACGCGGCCCUCGAGCGGACGAGCAGCGGAGGAGGUAGAGACCUGGAGAUCAUCAAGAGCAGCUUCGGGCUGCCGCUCGAGCGCGCCAAGGAUGGAUUCGGUUUCGCCUCGAGGAUGGCCCUCGACAGGCUGAGAGCCGCACCGAGUCACGGUCUCUCGCUUUCCUCUCCUCUAUAUGUUUGUAUGAACAAACCAACUCUCGUGUUUAACGUUGUCGAAUGUGUGUGGGUGUAUACAGGCGAGGCGUCGGCGUCGGAGGAGCACCGUCAGUUCAAGGCGAUGGCACAGCCGAUGGCCCUUGACCGGCUGAGGCAUGCCCACUCGUUGUUUCAGGCGUCAACGGCACCGGACUCCCGUUUUCCUCAACUGCACGUCCAACAGCCUGCCACGGCUGCCCAUCCGCCACCACCCGCGGUCCAACACCAUCACCUCGCCAUCACCCAGAUCACGCAGAUGCAGCAGCAGCAGGUCGGCUACGUGCACCAGCAGCAACAGCACCAUCAUCAUGACCACCAGCAGCAGCCAAAGUCGUUUACAAUAGACGCCAUACUCGGACUACGUGCUGUUGGCGCGCAGAGGGACAAGCACCACCAUCAGCGCUACCACCCGUACAAGAAGCAGCAGCAACAACAACAACAACAACAACAACCGGGUACCUCUGGUUGUUCGAACGGGAGCAGCGGCGUGGACGGGGGUGGCAGGGCCGGUGGUAAGCUCAAGCGGGUGCGCACUAUUUUCACGGCCGAGCAGCUGGAACGGCUCGAGGACGAAUUUACGCGGCAGCAGUACAUGAAUCUUGAAGCGGCUGGUAUGAAGUUCUUCAUAAGUUUCAAUGUCUUUGAAUAA
Molecule: messenger RNA, 1398 nt
Organism: Copidosoma floridanum
Lineage: Eukaryota; Metazoa; Arthropoda; Insecta; Hymenoptera; Encyrtidae
Biological process (GO): central nervous system development; regulation of transcription by RNA polymerase II; neuron differentiation
Cellular component (GO): nucleus
Molecular function (GO): RNA polymerase II cis-regulatory region sequence-specific DNA binding; DNA-binding transcription factor activity, RNA polymerase II-specific
Source: RefSeq, a predicted model, not a curated record